Messenger RNA from Oryza brachyantha (malo sina), 2789 nucleotides. RefSeq names its product phospholipase D delta-like. Gene Ontology annotation, cellular component: plasma membrane. The transcript is spliced from 10 exons. Lineage: Eukaryota; Viridiplantae; Streptophyta; Magnoliopsida; Poales; Poaceae. Bases 99 to 2642 code for a protein of 847 amino acids. Gene Ontology annotation, molecular function: calcium ion binding; D-type glycerophospholipase activity. Gene Ontology annotation, biological process: phospholipid catabolic process; phosphatidylcholine metabolic process. The record is from RefSeq and is a predicted model, not a curated record.
GUUGCAUUUUCUCGAGCGUUUCUCGGCCUGGCGCCCUGCCGUUGUUACGCUCGCACGCGAGGAGAGGAGGAGCAUGCGCCGCGCCCCUGUUGCGCUCCAUGGGGAAAAGCUCCGCCGCCGAGUACUCCGGGUCGGCCGUGCUCCUGCACGGCGACCUCGACAUCGGGAUAACCGAGGCCAAGUGCCUCCCCAACAUGGACAUCAUGUCGGAGCGGAUGCGCCGCUGCUUCACCGGCUACGGCGCCUUCGGUUGCGGCGCGGCGUGCGGCGGCCACUCCGCCGACGCGCGGCGGGGCGGCGGCGGCGGCAGGGCUAAGAAGAUCAUCACCAGUGACCCCUACGUCUCCGUCUGCCUUGCCGGCGCCACCGUCGCGCAGACGCGGGUCAUCCCCAACUCGGAGAACCCCCGGUGGGAGGAGCGGUUCCGCGUCGAGGUCGCGCACGCCGUCGUCAGGCUCGAGUUCCACGUCAAGGACAACGACGUCUUCGGCGCGCAGCUCAUCGGCGUCGCCUCUCUCCCCGUCGACAAGAUAGCCUCCGGCGCGCCGGUCGAGGGCUGGUUCCCCAUCGACGGCCACUGCAGCAACCCGACGAGACCGCCGCCCGAGCUCCGCCUCUCCGUGCAGUACAUGCCCAUCCAGGACAACCCCCUCUACAGGGACGGCGCCGACGCCGUGCCCAAUGCCUACUUCCCUAUCCGGCGAGGAGGGAGCGUUACGCUCUACCAGGACGCCCACGUCGCCGACGGCGGGCUCCCGCCGAUCGAGAUCGCCGGCGGCAGGGUGUACGAGCACGGCAGAUGCUGGGAGGACAUCUGCCACUCCAUCGUCGAGGCGCACCACCUCGUGUACAUGGUCGGCUGGUCCAUCUACCACCCCGUCAAGCUCGUCAGGGAGCCCACCCGGCCGCUGCCCGGCGGGACGCCAUCGAUGCUCGGGGAGCUUCUCAAGGGGAAAGCUCACGAGGGCGUCCGCGUCGUCAUCUUGCUUUGGGAUGACAAGACGUCGCAUGACAAGUUUCUUCUCAAAACGGAUGGUGUCAUGCAUACACACGAUGAGGAAACCAAAAGGUUUUUCAGGCAUUCAGGUGUUCACUGUGUGCUGGUUCCUCGCUAUGCGAGCACUAAGCUUAGCAUUUUCAAGCAGCAGGUUGUGGGGACUUUAUUUACACAUCAUCAGAAAUGUGUGAUUCUUGAUACACAAGCUACUGGGAACAACCGCAAAAUCACUGCUUUCAUUGGUGGUCUAGACUUGUGUGAUGGCAGAUAUGAUACACCUGAACAUAGGCUUUUCAAAGAUCUUGACACCGUUUUCAACAAGGACUUCCAUAAUCCUACAUUUCCUGUUAAUUCAUAUGGACCAAGACAGCCAUGGCAUGAUUUACACUGCAAGGUUGAGGGCCCUGCUGCCUUUGAUAUACUGACAAACUUUGAACAGCGAUGGAGAAAAGCAACCAAAUGGAAGGUCAAUCUUAAGAAAGUUGCAAGCUGGCAUCAUGACACGCUGAUAAAAAUAAACCGGAUGUCCUGGAUUGUUACACCCGCUGCAGAUGAGGCAAAUGCACAUGUUUGUGAUGAAAAGGAUCCAGAAAACUGGCAUGUACAGGUUUUCAGAUCAAUUGAUUCAGGUUCUGUAAAAGGGUUUCCUAAAAUUGUUCAGGAGGCAGAGUUACAGAAUCUUGUUUGUGCGAAGAAUCUAAAGAUAGAUAAAAGCAUACACAGUGCAUAUGUGAAAGCCAUCAGGUCUGCGCAGCACUUCAUAUACAUUGAAAACCAGUAUUUCAUUGGGUCAUCAUUCUUAUGGUCUUCACAUAAAAGUGCAGGUGCGGAUAACUUGAUACCUGUCGAGCUGGCCUUGAAGAUUGCAAGCAAGAUCAAGGCAAAUGAGCAGUUCGCCGUGUACAUUGUCCUACCAAUGUGGCCUGAAGGCAUUCCAACCACGGCCCCAAUGCAGCAAAUUCUCUUUUGGCAGGGCCAAACCAUGUCUUCGAUGUACAAGAUUAUAGCGGACGCUCUGCAGAUGCAGGGACUACUUGAAGCCCACCCUCAAGACUAUCUGAACUUCUACUGCCUCGGCAAACGCGAGCUCGCCGCCGGCGGUGACACCAUGUCCCCGACGAGCAUAUGCAAUGACAACUCUGCUCUGCGCACGGCUCAGAAGCUCCGGAGAUUCAUGAUCUAUGUCCACUCGAAAGGGAUGGUCGUCGACGACGAGUACGUCAUCAUUGGAUCGGCCAACAUCAACCAGAGGUCCAUGGAAGGCUGCAGGGACACCGAGAUCGCCAUGGGCGGCUACCAGCCACACUACAAGUGGUCGGCUACUGGGCACGACGGCCCUCCUCGUGGACAGGUGUACGGGUACAGGAUGUCGCUGUGGGCGGAGCACCUGGGCGGCGUGGAGGAGUGGUUCCGGCGGCCGGAGACGGGGGAGUGCGUGCGGCGGGUGAACGAGAUGGCGGAGGAGAACUGGCGGGCGUACGUGUCGCCGGAGAUGGAGGAGACGAGGGGACACCUGAUGAGGUACCCGGUGAAGGUGGACAGGGACGGCCGCGUCCGGCCUCUGCAGGGACACGAGUGCUUCCCCGACGUCGGCGGCAAGGUUCUCGGCACGCAGUCGUCGCUGCCCAACGCCCUCACCACGUAACCUGCUGCUCCCUCCGUCCUUGUAAAAUAUAAACAUUUUGCUGGAGUUAUUCAGAAUGUAUAAAACAUAAUAUCUAGAUUUGUUUUGAAAAAUACGUAUAAAUGUAUAUAUUUUAGAACAUACGUAAUUACGUAGUACUCCUCUGUA